Molecule: messenger RNA, 1494 nt
Organism: Penicillium coprophilum
Lineage: Eukaryota; Fungi; Ascomycota; Eurotiomycetes; Eurotiales; Aspergillaceae
Product: putative aldehyde dehydrogenase
Exons: 4
Coding region: 1-1494 (497 amino acids)
Molecular function (GO): aldehyde dehydrogenase (NAD+) activity
Source: RefSeq, a predicted model, not a curated record
AUGAGCGAAAUCGAGCUUAUUGGAUACGAAGGCCGGCCUGUUCACAUCAACACGGGCCUUUUCAUCAACAACGAGUUUCACCUAGCGGCGGGAGGAUCACAGCUUGAGGUCGAGAAUCCUACCACGGGCAGCCAUCUUGCAUCCGUCUCAGCUGCACAGCGAGAAGAUGUCGAUGCCGCCGUGAGUGCAGCCCAAUCGGCAUUGCGGGGUGAAUGGGCGACCGUGCUCCCAGCUCGUAGAGGCCAGUUGCUGAACCGGCUCGCCGACCUGAUUGAGCGGGAUGCGAAUGACCUUGCCAGCCUCGAGGCCCUGGACGCGGGUGUCUUGUUUGGGGAGUCCAAGAAUCUCCAUAUUCCCCAAGCUACAGAGACACUCAGGUACUUCGCCGGAUGGGCAGACAAGAUCACUGGUCAGCUGUUGAACAUCCCACAGGGAUAUGCGUAUACUCGAAGAGAGCCGCUCGGGGUGUGCGCUGCCGUUGUGCCGUGGAACGCGCCAUUAAUGAUUACUAUCUGGAAGCUGGCUCCUGCCAUCGCAGCAGGUAACGCAUUGAUAAUCAAGACACCAGAGCUCGCCCCUUUGUAUGCGCAGAAACUUGCUGCACUCAUAAAAGAAGCAGGAUUCCCACCCGGUGUGCUCGCUAUCCUCUGUGGGUAUGGCUCAGUCGCCGGCCAAGCGCUAGCUGAGCACGGCGGGGUUAAGAAGAUUGCAUUCACUGGCAGUGCCCCCGUCGGCCGGGAGAUAUUGCGAGCUGCAGCGGGUUCGAAUCUCAAGAAGGUGACAUUGGAACUAGGCGGCAAGAGCCCAUCAAUCGUCUUUUCUGAUGCUGAACUGGAAAAUGCCAUAUUUUGGACGACAUUAGGAUUUACGGCCAACAAUGGACAGGUUUGUGCGGCGGGGUCGCGCAUAUAUGUCCAUGCAAAUAUCUACGAUAAAUUCCUCCUCGCAUUCGCCGAGAAGCUGGCCCACACCACCCCUGGAGACCCUCUAUCGGGACAGACCACCAAAGGCCCUGUUAUUAGUCAGAGGCAGAGGGAGAAAAUCACUGAAUAUAUCCGCCAUGCAAAGGAAUCCGGUAUUCGCCUGUUGACUGGAGGAGAUGAGAUUCCCGGGAAAGGCAACUUUGUUCCCAAUGCUGCCUUCGCUGAUGUCCCUGAUGACGCGCGCAUCAUGCAAGAGGAAAUUUUUGGCCCUGUCGCCUCAAUCGCGAAAUUCACCACCGAAGCCGAGGUCAUUGAGAAGGCCAACGCUACCGAGUUUGGACUUAGUGCCGCCGUGUUCACAAAUAAUGUUAACCGGGCACAGCGCGUUUCGGAGGCCAUGGAAUGUGGCCAGGUCACAAUUAACUGCUGGGGGAUGUUACACGCCAACACUCCGUUUGGAGGAGUUAAGCAGUCUGGCUUCGGCCGUGAUAUGGGCGAAGAGGCUUUGGAUGCGUGGAUGUCGACGAAAACUGUCAAGUACUUCAAUCUACCGACAGUGGAUGAGAAGUAG